ACAACAACGCCUUAGAACUAACCGAAACGAUUUCUGGAACAAGAGUUUUUUAUUGUCACUCCAACCCAUAUAUAUACUACCCCCUGAUCACCAUCUGCACUGACCAAAGCUGUUCUAAUUUUCUAUAUACGUGGUUUCUACACUAUGGGGGUGACCACCUAUACAGACGAGUACACUUCCCCAAUCCCUCCAUGCAGGUUGUUCAAGGCAUUGGUCCUUGAGGCUGACAUCCUCGUUCCAAUGCUCAUGCCGGAGGCUCUUAAGAGCAUCGACACCAUCCAAGGUGACGGAAGAGCAGGAAGCAUCAAGCAGAUCAACUUCGCCGAAGGCAUCCAGAUCAUUUCUGUGCGAAAUCGGGUUGAUGAGGUGGAUGACGAGAACUACGUGUAUAAUUACACUUUGAUUGAUGGAGAUAUUUCAGUAAUGGAGAAACUUGAGUUUAUUUCUUAUGAAGUUAAGUUUGAGGCUACACCAGAAGGUGGCAGUAAGAACAAGAUGGUGAGCAAGUACCACACCAAAGGUGACAUUGUGCUCAAUGAGGAAGACAUAAAGGCCGGCAGAGAAAAGGCCUUGGGGAUGUACAAAGUUGUGGAAGCCUACCUCCUCCAAAACCCAGAUAUCUAUAUUUGAUAUCAACCACUUCAUUUCUAUAAAGAGGGCUCAAAAGAAAAUUUCUUUAAGUCUGUCAUGUUUAUAGGUGCGGCCUUUGGUUUCACCGGCCUAUUGGACUUUGACAACAGGACUUUCAGUUUUCUUGAUAAUGCUUGCGACUUAUGCAGUCAUGCAUGAUUGAAACACUUUUGCUAUAAUAAAUCUGAAUUUUGA
Molecule: messenger RNA, 825 nt
Organism: Rosa chinensis
Lineage: Eukaryota; Viridiplantae; Streptophyta; Magnoliopsida; Rosales; Rosaceae
Product: major allergen Pru ar 1
Exons: 2
Coding region: 145-630 (161 amino acids)
Biological process (GO): abscisic acid-activated signaling pathway; defense response
Cellular component (GO): cytoplasm; nucleus
Molecular function (GO): abscisic acid binding; signaling receptor activity; protein phosphatase inhibitor activity
Source: RefSeq, a predicted model, not a curated record